Molecule: messenger RNA, 570 nt
Organism: Haliotis rubra (blacklip abalone)
Lineage: Eukaryota; Metazoa; Mollusca; Gastropoda; Lepetellida; Haliotidae
Product: endoglucanase Z-like
Exons: 4
Coding region: 1-570 (189 amino acids)
Biological process (GO): carbohydrate metabolic process
Molecular function (GO): hydrolase activity, hydrolyzing O-glycosyl compounds
Source: RefSeq, a predicted model, not a curated record
AUGGCCCGCAGAUGGGUGUUGAAAGCCUUGCCGCUGGAAAAGAUGCUGCUGUAUGAGGAGACCAAGAAGGACAUAUACAAGAAGGACAUCGAGGACACGUUCACGAUGUGGCUUCCCGGUGGAGAUGUCCCCUACAGUCCCAAGUGCAUGGCGUUCAGACUACAGUGGGGAGCGCUCAGAUAUGCCUCCAACACGGCUUUCAUCGCCCUCGUCGCCGCGGACAACGGCCUCCACACAGAGGAAUACCGGAAGUGGGCGAUGUCGCAGUUGCAUUACGCCUACGGAGACACCGGAAGGAGCUAUAUUGUCGGAUUUGGUGUCAACCCUCCCGUGAAGCCACAUCACCGAGCGAGUUCCUGUCCGAUGCUGCCGGCGCCAUGUGGAUGGGACGCCCAGCUUAACAAAGGCCCUAACCCACACACCCUGUACGGCGCCAUGGAGGGCGGCCCAGGUCAGGGCGACGACUACACCGACAGCAGAAUGGACUACGUGAAGAACGAGGUGGCGUGCGACUACAACGCCGGCAUGCACGCAUCGACGGCAGGUGUGUUGAUAAUAAAGCAAUUUUGA